GCAUGCGCACUCCAGUGGGAAAGUUAAAGCUGAACUUCAUAGUCAGGACGGGGGGAAAAAGUAGCAGAAAUAUAAUAGUAGCAGGGAAUUGACAUGGCAUUUCGCCGAAGAAACAAGAGUUACCCUUUCUUCAGCCAGGAGUUCCUCAUCCAAAACCAUGCCGACAUCGUUUUCAGUUUGGUGAUUUUCAUUUUGAUUGGAUUGAUGUUUGAGGCAACAGCAAAGACGGCUAUACUAUUUAUUCAGCCUCAGUACAAUAUCACCACAUUGUCACCAGAGGGAGAGGUGACGUUGUAUCAUUACGGAUGGAAGGACUGUGCCACUAUCCUUUUCUACUUCUUCAUCGCCAUCAUCCUCCAUGCAGUGGUGCAGGAGUAUCUGCUGGAUAAAAUCAACAGACGUCUCCAUCUUUCCAAGAGCAAAAACACCAAGUUCAACGAGUCGGGUCAACUGUGUGUGUUUCAUUUGGUGUCCAGUGUGUGGAGCUUCUACGUUCUAAUAACGGAAGGAUAUCUUCUGCAUCCCAGCAGACUUUGGGAAAACUAUCCACACGCACACCUCAGGUUCCAGGUGAAGUUUUUCUACCUCACUCAGUUGGCCUACUGGCUCCAUGCUUUGCCUGAGCUUUACUUCCAGAAAGUGCGCAAGGAGGAGAUCUCCCGUCAGCUGCAAUACAUCAGCUUGUAUUUGCUCCACAUCUUUGCAGCAUAUUUGUUAAAUUUGAACCGUGUGGGUGUGGUGCUCCUCUUCCUCCAGUAUCUGUCAGAACUGGGCUUCCACAUCGCCAGACUCUUCUACUUCACAGAUGAAAACCACCAGAAAAUGUUUGACCUUUGGGCGGUUGGUUUCGUAUUUACUCGCAUGUCUACCCUUACGCUCAUGUUUCUCGCCGUCGGUUUCGGUUUGGCUCGUUCCGAGAACCAGGUGCUGGACUGGGCGACGGGCAACUUUAACACUGUGCUAAUAAGGAUGACUGUUCUUCUCCUGGUUUGCCUGACACAAUCUUGGCUUCUUUGGAAGUUUAUCCGCUUCCAGCUGAGGCGCUGGAGGGAGUUCAGACACGAGCAGGCCGUUCGCAAGAAGGCCGCCACCAAACAAGCUCUUCGGCCACUCAAGCGAGACUCUUUUGGACAUUAUGAAAACGGAUUUCUUAAAGCUGAGAAUGGUGCCUCUCCUCGGAUCAAAAAACUCAAAUCCCCGUAAGAAAACACUCGGACUGAGCUGAGCGGUGACCUCAGUGCAAGCUGAGGAUCCUCAACAGAACAGGGGGAGCUGGUGUAUCCUGGUUGAUUUCCAUCCCGACACGCCCCUGGGACUUGGUCACUACAGACUUAGCCUUGAAUGCUGGAAACUGAAAUUCCAAGGAUGUUCCUUGAGCCCAUGAGACUUUUCCUCUCCUCAUCAUAUCAGUAUUUGUUUUAAGACAUCCACAUGUCCUGCUUCCCCACGUUUAGCAGCACCACUGGGUGCAGAAUGACAGAAGUGUACAGCAAACACAGUAUGUAGCACAUGUUACUGUGUAGCAACUUUUGAAUGUGUUGAUGUAUAUCCUCAUUACAUAAGUACUGUAUUGCUCGUCUGAUUGCCGUUGAGCCAGCUUUGCUUCUAUUUCCACUCGGGUCCAUUUGGGCAGGAUAAUGUUACUGAUAAGAUAUCAUACACGCUUACUGUAAACCAGCCUUAAUGUUAGCCCUUACCUGUCGGAGGUAAGGAGAGGGAUUUUGGUCAUCAGAUUUGUGCCCAAAGUUCCUCCCAAAUAAAUCAUGUCUUGCAUUUGUCAUUCAUCAUUAUGUAUGUUACCGCAUGCCAUUCCAUGAAUUGUCAAUAUCAAUAAUGAGUAAUGCAAUUUUCUGACAAACUGGUGUAGUGGUCUUACU
Molecule: messenger RNA, 1877 nt
Organism: Doryrhamphus excisus (bluestripe pipefish)
Lineage: Eukaryota; Metazoa; Chordata; Actinopteri; Syngnathiformes; Syngnathidae
Gene: tram2
Product: translocation associated membrane protein 2
Biological process (GO): SRP-dependent cotranslational protein targeting to membrane, translocation; protein insertion into ER membrane
Cellular component (GO): endoplasmic reticulum membrane
Source: RefSeq, a predicted model, not a curated record